AUGAGGACAUAUCUGGGGGCCACGUCUCGCACCAGCUCCGGUGCGAGCUCCGGCUUAGAGCACUGCGACUCCUGCCGGUGGGGCCAGUAUCCGGUUAAGCGCGUUUGGUGCGGUGUUUCCUGUUCUCUCCCCUGCGUGUCUGCAGCUUGGGCCUUGCCUGAUCAGCCUGACCAUGGCUUUAGCAUUGAAGAGCUACAGAAAGAUCUAGAAGAGGUGAAGGUGCUGCUGGAAAAGGCCUCUAGAAAAAGAGUACGUGAUACCCUUACAGCUGAAAAAUCCAAGACUAAGACAGAAAUCAAGAACAAGAGGCAGCAGAAAUCACAGAGAAAAGCAAAACUUCUUGACAAUGAAAAGCCAACUGCUGUGGUCACUCCCAUUGCAACAGGAUAUACAGUGAAAAUCAGUAAUUACAGAUGGGAUCAGUCAGAUAAGUUUGUGCAAAUCUACAUUACCUUAACUGGGAUUCAUCAAGUCCCCACUGAGAAUGUGCAGGUACAUUUCACAGAGAAGUUAUUUGAUCUUUUGGUAAAGAAUCUAAAUGGGAAGAGUUACUCCAUGAUGGUGAACAAUCACUUAAAACCCAUCUCUGUGGAAGGCAGUUCAAAAAAAGUCAAGACAGAUACUGUCUUAUGUAGAAAGAAAGCAGAAAACUCAUGGUGGGACUACCUUAUUCAGGUUGAAAAAGAAUGCAAAGAGAAAGAAAAGCCCUCCUAUGACACUGAAACAGAUCCUAGUGAGGGAUUGAUGAAUGUUCUAAAGAAAAUUUAUGAAGCUAGAGAUGAUGAUAUGAAGCAAACCAUUAAUAAAGCCUGGGCAGAAUCAAGAGAGAAGCAAGCCAAAGGAGACACAGAAUUCUUUCAGUCUCUGAAGCUCCGGUCCCACAACUCCUCCGCGCUGAGAAACCGCAAGCCGAACUCACGCCCCAACAAAGGCCAAAAAGGCGACCCAGGCCGCCUGCGCACUCUUUGGACGCAGAGACACUCCCAGGAGUCUCUUGGGGGUGCAGCCAGACACAAGCUGUGA
Molecule: messenger RNA, 1023 nt
Organism: Lutra lutra (Eurasian river otter)
Lineage: Eukaryota; Metazoa; Chordata; Mammalia; Carnivora; Mustelidae
Product: calcyclin-binding protein-like
Biological process (GO): heart development
Cellular component (GO): nucleus
Molecular function (GO): tubulin binding; S100 protein binding; ubiquitin protein ligase binding
Source: RefSeq, a predicted model, not a curated record